Molecule: messenger RNA, 2947 nt
Organism: Malania oleifera
Lineage: Eukaryota; Viridiplantae; Streptophyta; Magnoliopsida; Santalales; Ximeniaceae
Exons: 7
Coding region: 705-2600 (631 amino acids)
Biological process (GO): protein phosphorylation
Molecular function (GO): ATP binding; protein kinase activity
Source: RefSeq, a predicted model, not a curated record
CAGCCCUCCCCUCUCUCUCUCUCUCUCUCUCUCUCACACACACACACACACACACAUGCGUCUGUGACUCUGUAUCUGUCUUCUUCCUUGGAUGCCAAACCGAAGUUUCUUGUGCAGCUUUUCUUCCCCUUCGCCUCCCUCCCCACUUUGGACCCUUUCCUUCCUCUCAACUCUGCAAUAGUUGGGUUCUUUGUUUCUCCCCUUUUUCUCGGUUGGGCAGAUACCCGUUGAGCUUUUAAUCCCAACAUGACCACUGCCUAGACCAUAUGUGUAUACCUCGCCUUCAAUUUGUCGAAAUCUCAGUCACUGUUCUUCUACCGGUUGUUCUUCACUUUUGCAUAGCCACUGUGUCUGAUUCUGAUGGGGGUUGCCCAAAUAAUCAACUGGAGAGUAUUGUUAUGAAGGGGAACAUCUUGGAUAAUGCUUGGUAGCUACAUAAAAUAGUUUUAUUUUCUCUGUCCCCAUAGCAUGAUUUUAGUUGGAGUUCAGGAAAAAGAAGAAUGCAGUGAACUUCACUCAUGUCUUUUCUAUUAUGAAUUUAUGAUUAUUUGUUUUUCUAACUUCAAAGGGAGCCUAGGUGCAACGGUAAAGUUGUUGUCUUGUGGGUCCGAGGCGUGGAAAUAGCCUCUUGCAAAAAUGCAAGUGUCUAGGUGAAUUUGGUUCAUGUGUGUUAAUUGCCCUUUCCUCAGCUGUCUGUAGGAGAAAUGGCUGGAAAAGUUGUUGCUGCUCAACCACCAGCUUCAUUUGAGUAUGUACUUUUUGAAGGUGAUCCUGAUCACCUCAGGACUGUUGUAGCAACACCAAACCGGAUUACUCCAUGGAUUGACCCUUCAACUUUGAAGCUUAGACACAGAAUUGGGAGGGGCGCUUUUGGUGAUGUUUGGUUAGCGACUCAUCAUCAAUCAACUGAAGAUUAUGAUGAGUAUCAUGAAGUGGCUGUGAAGAUGUUACAUCCAAUCCAGGAGGAUCACAUGAAGACCAUAUUGGAAAAGUUUGAUGAUUUGUUUUUCAAGUGUCAAGGAUUAGAUGGUGUCUAUUUGUUGCAUGGUAUUUCAGUUAUAGGUGGAAAGAUAUGCAUUAUCAUGAAAUUCUAUGAAGGAUCUGUUGGUGACAGAUUGUGUCGUCUUAAAGGGGGGAAGCUUUCAUUGACUGAUGUUUUGAGGUAUGGGAUCAACUUGGCUGAGGGAAUUUUGGAGCUACACUCAAAAGGGAUUCUAGUUCUUAAUCUCAAGCCUUUUAACUUCCUUCUUACUGAAAAUGACAAGGCAAUUAUUGGAGAUGUUGGGAUUCCUUACCUACUGCUUGGUAUUCCAUUGCCAAGUUCAGACAUAGCUCGAAGACUUGGAGCACCUAACUACAUGGCUCCAGAACAAUGGCAACCAGAAGUACGGGGUCCAAUAUCCUUUGAGACUGAUUCAUGGGGGUUUGGAUGCAGCAUUUUGGAGAUGUUGACUGGUGUUCAGCCAUGGUCUGGGAGAUCAGUUGAAGAAAUUUAUCAUUCAGUUGUUACAAAGCAAGAAAAACCACAUUUCCCAGGCGGCCUUCCUCCUGCAGUUGAGAAUGUUAUUCUUGGUUGCUUUAUGUAUGACUUCAGAAGUCGUCCUUUAAUCUCAGACAUUUUGCAGGCAUUUAAAAGCGCACAGAAUGUCAUUUGCAGUGAUGGAGGCUGGACAGGUCUUGGGGGCAGAACAAUUGUAGACAAAUCAAGUAGCAGCAGUUACAAUGAGUGGUUCCUGAUGAAGGAUCAUCUCCAAGUGGGUGAUACGGUGCGUUCAAGAAAGUUGCUAAACUCAUUUAAACCUGAAAGCAUGGAUGUCCCAGAAGGAACAGUUGUGGGUUUGGAACGUGAUACUGACCGAGAUGGUUUUGUUCUUGUGAGGGUCCUUGGCAUCCAUGACCCAUUGCGAGUUCAUAUAUUGACACUAGAACGGGUGACAUUUGGCUUGGCUGCUGGGGAUUGGGUACGUGUGAAGGAGGAAGACAAGAAGCACUCACCAGUGGGCAUUCUGCAUUCUGUCCAUCGCGAUGGAAGCGUGGCUGUUGGAUUUAUAGGGGCAGAAACUCUUUGGCAUGGAAAUUCAUCUGAACUCCAGAUGGCAGAAUCUUAUUGUGUGGGCCAGUUUGUGAGGCUUAAGGCCAAUGUUCUAAGCCCCCGAUUUGAAUGGCCUCGUAAAAGAGGAGGAGCUUGGGCAACAGGGAGGAUUCAGCAGGUCCUACCAAAUGGUUGCCUUGUCAUCAAGUUUCCUGGGAUAUUGUCUUUUGGGGAGGAAUGCAGCAAUUUCUUGGCUGAUCCAGCGGAAGUGGAAGUGGUUUCCUUUGGUACUUGUCAUGGGUUGGUGAAUAAAUAUCAACACGUUGAGGAUUUUCACUGGGCUGUGAGGCCACUUCUGAUUGCAUUGGGUUUAUUUACAGCCAUGAAACUUGGCUUCUUUGUUGGAAAGAAAAUGGGUAGAUCAAAGGCAAAGAGGAGCCAAAGCACUGCAAUACAAGGUGAUGCUCAACAUUUGGAUGGUCAGUCUGCGGGCAACCCUGCAUGGUUUCGCCCAUCUGUGCCAAAUAUCCUUUUCAAAGAAGGUAUUGGCUCAGCUACUGCUCGGUAGCUCAUUAUGCUAACUGAAGCCCCCUGACACUAGAAAAUUUGCUAUAAUCAAUGUGUCCCCAAACAGCAAAUCAUUGAUCUAGUUUUAGGGGCUUGUACUGACUAUUUCUACUAUAAAAAUUGGACGAACUAAAUCUUGGGCAAGGUCAGUGUCUAUAUUCUAGUACAAGAAUAUGAUGAUUUAUGUAAGUAAAAAGAUGUGUAUAUGCUCGUUGGGUGAUUCCGCUGUAAAUAAGUUUAUAAUUCGUUACACUCAUAACAUGCUUUCUGUAUUUUUAUGGUCAAGGAAACCAAGGCCAACGCGAAUGGUAAUUAUUGUGGUAAUUGAUGGAUAGUGGUUUGGUUUUC